AUGCUGGUUGUCGAUCCCGAACGUCGCUUCACUGUCGACCAGUGUCUCAACCACCCCUGGAUGACUCAGAACCAGCCGGGUGUCAAUGACAGUACCGAUGGCUUGGUCGGUGGUAUCCAAGGCUUGGAUGUCCAUCGGCGAGGCGUCGCCAGAGAACGGACGUUGCUAAGCUCCAUGAACUCGGUACAAGUUGCCACUAGGCCGCCGAUUGGAGACAGCAAGAAGCCCGUCCACAUAUACGCUAAGAACACGAAGAAGAUGACCCCGAAGGAGGUCGAUCCUCAUGGACAACGGAACGUGAGUGAAUUCGUUGAGAUGGGUGGCAAAGGCGACCAGCCACUCUUCGGCGCAGACGGCGAAAGUAUAUACUCCAAGAAGGACAUCAGUGGCGGCAAGACGAAGAAUGGUGAGAAGUAG
This is a messenger RNA of Colletotrichum spaethianum, 417 nucleotides long. RefSeq lists its product as uncharacterized. The record is from RefSeq and is a predicted model, not a curated record. NCBI's taxonomy places the organism in Eukaryota, Fungi, Ascomycota, Sordariomycetes, Glomerellales, Glomerellaceae. The transcript has a single exon. The coding region runs from base 1 to 417 and encodes 138 amino acids.